Messenger RNA from Leptosia nina, 4086 nucleotides. NCBI's taxonomy places the organism in Eukaryota, Metazoa, Arthropoda, Insecta, Lepidoptera, Pieridae. The record is from the annotation of a GenBank genome assembly.
AUGCACCCCACCGGCGCGGCCAGUCUGCCCGCCGCACCAGAGGCGGAGGUGCAAGCUAUGCACUCGAUGGACUGGCUCUUCAAGAAGGAAAGGAUAUAUCUCCUAGCGCAGUUCUGGCAACAGCGAGCUACCCUGGCGGAAAAAGAGGUGACUACACUUAAAGAACAGCUAGCCACCACCAGCCCCACGCCACUUCAAGCCGCUGUCCCAAAGACCAAUGGGUCAAUAGAACCCCUUAGAGACACAGAAACAAGGAUACCAGAGCAUUUCAGCCCAGAUAUCAAAGAAGAGAAGCGAAGAUCGCCAGAUAUUGAUGAGGAUAUAGAGCAGAAAAUAGAAAUGGCGGCUACCGCAAGGAGCAAUAGUAACUCUUCGAGGAGCAGCCCCGUUGUUAACCAGACUAGCAAUCUGGAGAACGAAUUAGCUGCUAAAGAAAAAGAGAUUGCCCAGUUAGUUGAAGACGUGAGGCGACUUCAGGCAUCGCUAUCGGCAUUACAGGAAGCGCACGCGCAACAAUUACAAAGGCUGGAGGAGAGGUUGGAUGAGAAGAAGCAGCACAUAGCCAGGCUGGAAGCUAGACUCGAUACACAGCGGGACUACGAUGAUAUUAAGCGGGAGAUCAGCAUGCUCCGAUUCUCGGAGCUAGCUCCUGAGCGCCCACACACAAUACCACCACCGAAAGACAUUUUCGGAAACCAGAAUCAUUUACUCCGUUCUAUGGAGAUAGCGGAGCGCGAACGAAAAACUGAACCCCUACGUUCGCCAGCUCAACCUUCACGCGACGAACGCAGCUCCGCAGAAAGAGAAAGAAGCACAGAGCGAAGAGAAACAGGUGCUGAAGAUUGGCCGUCAACGCCGCCACCGCUCAACAACAACACAACACAUCACAACAACAACGGCCCGGUACCUCUACCGCUACCGCCCCCGAGCCCGUUCCGCUUCGACGAGCACAGGCCUUACCGGUUCGCUGAAGACAUGGGCCCUUUACCACCUGGAGCGCUAGUCGGACGACUGGGCGACUCGCUGAUACCCAAGGGCGACCCGAUGGAAGCGCGAUUGCAAGAGAUGCUAAGAUACAACAUGGACAAAUAUGCGAAUUCCAAUCUGGACACCUUGCACAUCAGCAGACGUGUUAGAGAACUGCUCUCGGUGCACAAUAUUGGCCAGAGGCUCUUCGCGAAAUACGUACUGGGGCUCUCCCAAGGCACUGUAUCAGAACUGCUGUCGAAACCGAAGCCCUGGGACAAAUUGACCGAGAAGGGCCGGGAUUCCUACAGGAAGAUGCACGCGUGGGCAUGUGACGAGGCCGCCAUAAUGCUCCUGAAGUCACUUAUCCCUAAAAAAGUGGGAACAAAAGAUGGUACUGCGGGCGGUGGUUUUGGGAGAUCAGACGGCGAGGGUGACGAGAGGUUGGCUCAUAUUCUCACGGAAGCAUCACAUAUGAUAAAGACACCGACGGGGCAGCAAAAUAAUGAUGAUUCAAGCACAUUAAUGAGCAAUGAGGAUUCUAGCUCGCCACGCACACAAUGCCCUUCGCCGUUCUCGAAUAAGGAUUCGAGUCAAAACAGAAGGCUGAAAAAGUAUGAAAACGAUGACAUUCCCCAAGAAAAAGUCGUUCGCAUAUAUCAAGAGGAAUUGGCGAAAAUAAUGACCAGACGAGAGGAUAUGCGGCACAAUCGGGAAGGGUUUCCAGGAAUGUUUCCUCCGUUUUUCAGUGGUGGAAUGCCCCCACACAUGGAGCGACCCCCCGAAGACAUCCGAAUGGCGCUGGAAGCUUACCACAGGGAACUAGCCAAGCUCCAAUCCAGUGGGAAUAUUCCACUCCACAACCUACCUGGAAUGCCGCCCUUCCCGAAUCUCAUCGCCCUCCAGCAGAUGCAGCAGACCCACAUAAACGGAUCGGGAGCGGUCCAAGACCUUUCUCUUCCUAAAGACAAAAAUGCCAAAAUCAACGGAUUGACUGAUAGUGAUAAGGACAAAAUGGACGCGGAAGAAGCGAUCCGACACGCAGGAAGCGCUUUCUCAUUAGUUAGGCCGAAGCUAGAACCGGGACAGCAAUCUACAGGAUCCUCGGCGUCUAGCCCACUCGGCAACGCAAUCCUCCCUCCGGCUAUAACGCCCAAUGAAGAUUUCAAUAGCUCAGCAGCAGCUAGCCCUUUGCAAAGAAUGGCAUCUAUCACCAACAGCCUGAUCUCUCAACCCCCAAAUCCUCCUCAUCACGCGCCUCAGCAGCGAUCUAUGAAAGCUGUGCUUCCGCCAAUUACUCAACAACAAUUCGAUCUCUUUAACAAUCUCAACACAGAAGACAUAGUGAAACGAGUGAAAGAAGCGCUGAGCCAGUACUCAAUUAGUCAGAGAUUAUUCGGAGAGUCUGUGUUGGGCUUGUCCCAAGGAUCUGUUAGUGAUCUGCUAGCGAGACCAAAGCCAUGGCACAUGUUAACACAGAAAGGACGGGAACCCUUCAUUCGUAUGAAGAUGUUCUUGGAAGACGACAACGCUGUUCACAAACUUGUUGCAUCGCAGUACAAGAUCGCGCCUGAAAAGCUCAUGAGGACUGGAAAUUAUAGCGGAGCACCUGUAUGUCCGCCAAAUAUGAGUAAGCCGAUGCCGCCUACGCAAAAGAUGAUAUCUGACGCAACAUCCCUCCUCAGCAAGAUGCAACAGGAACAACUAUUAGGUCCUCACCUCCCUCAUUUACCCCCUGGACCACUUCUUCUGACUCCACCGGGCUUCCCUCCUCACCACGCUGUUACACUUCCACCGCAGCAUCACGACAACAACAAGGAACGAAAACCCCCACCACCGCCGCAGCAUCAUCAACAAAUGCGAGGUCUUCAUCAGCAUAUGUCACCGAGUGUAUAUGAAAUGGCUGCAUUGACACAAGAUCUAGAUACCCAAACCAUCACCACCAAAAUUAAAGAAGCUCUAUUAGCCAAUAAUAUUGGACAGAAAAUUUUCGGUGAAGCUGUAUUAGGACUUUCACAGGGUUCUGUUAGUGAACUCCUAUCUAAACCGAAACCCUGGCAUAUGCUUAGUAUAAAAGGCCGAGAACCGUUUAUCAGAAUGCAGUUGUGGCUUAGCGAUGCGCAUAAUAUCGACAGACUACAAGCGUUGAAGAACGAGAGGCGCGAAGCUAAUAAGAGAAGACGAUCAAGCGGACCGGGACAAGAUAACUCUUCAGACACAUCUUCUAAUGACACAUCCGAGUUUUACCACUCCAGUUCACCUGGCCCAACAUCUGGCGUCCCUUCAGCUAAGAAGCAACGUGUAUUGUUCUCUGAGGAACAGAAAGAAGCGUUAAGGCUGGCGUUUGCUUUAGAUCCAUAUCCGAAUAUGCCGACAAUAGAAUUCUUAGCUGCUGAAUUGGGGCUUUCAACGCGUACCAUUACGAACUGGUUUCACAACCAUCGAAUGCGCUUGAAGCAACAAGCGCCUCACGGACUUCCCGCUGAACCUCCGGCACGGGAUCAGUCCUCCGCGCCGUUUGACCCAGUUCAAUUCAGACUCCUGCUGAAUCAGAGGCUACUAGAACUACAAAAAGAAAGAAUGGGCUUAGCGGGUGUUCCCUUGCCAUAUCCGCCCUACUUUGCAGCUAACUCCAAUUUUGCAGCAUUGAUUGGGCGAGGAUUAUUACCACCUGAAGAUCAAAAGGACACAGCGAGCGGUCUCGAUUUAUCUAUGCCACUAAAACGAGAACCAGACGCAGAUGAUUUCGAAGAUGAUGAUGUUGAAAGCAAUUUAGGGUCGGAGGAUUCCCUCGAUGAUGAAUCGAAAAACGAGCCAAAAGCUGCAUCUACACCGGCGAGGUCGAGUCGACGAAAGCCCGCGGCACCUCAAUGGGUGAACCCUGACUGGCAAGAUGAGAAACCUCGAAACCCUGAUGAAGUGAUUAUAAACGGGGUAUGUGUCAUGAGAAGUGAUGACUUCAGGAGGGAAGCGGAAGAGACGGUCCGUAUAGAGCCUUCUCCUGCGCCACGUGAGACUUCACCCGCCGUAGCACCAUCCCCCUUGACUAGAACGCCUCCCGAAGUUCUCCCAGAGGAGAAAAUUAAAACAGAAACAGAAGACGACCGGUGGGAGUAUUAG